Messenger RNA from Gasterosteus aculeatus aculeatus (three-spined stickleback), 2389 nucleotides. RefSeq lists its product as uncharacterized. NCBI's taxonomy places the organism in Eukaryota, Metazoa, Chordata, Actinopteri, Perciformes, Gasterosteidae. The record is from RefSeq and is a predicted model, not a curated record.
GGUGGGUUGUUUACGUCUUCCAGGAACAUUGGAAGAGCUGCCGGCGAAGCAGGGGGGAGUCUGGGGGGGGUCGUGACACGGCGUUCCUGGGUCGAGUUACGGUGCUCAGCAGUCGGAAAGACACGCGGAGACUUUAACGCUGCGGAAAUGUCCAGCUGAAUGUCCUCGUCUCCCUCCUCAAACGGCUCUUUAAGCAGCAAAAGACUCCAGCAAUAAAUUCAAGAUGCCUCGGCUUGGAAGUCUGUUUACACAGUUCCACCUCAGCUCCAAAGCCCCAGAAGGUGGUCCAAGCCAAAGCCCACACGCGACCCCAACGCUACCUGACUUUGUACAACAUGUCAGGAAACUCACCGGGAUUAGAAAGGAAGACGUCUACAGCAAUCUGCGUAUCCGCGACCAGUUUCAGGCCGCCAAAAACGAGAUCGACAUGGUUAUCCUCACGGGCCAGGGGAUCUUCUGCGUGGAUGUAAAACCCUGGAGAGGCACAGUGUCUGCUCGCACCCACAACUGGCACGUGCAGGUGAAGGAGGAGGAGCAAAAUCUUACCAAUACUUGCAUUGAGCAGAUUGAAGAUCCCCUCAAAGCUAUCAUGACCAAGACCGCUAACCUGCGCGGCCAUUUGAAGAGGAGUGGAGUGUCUGUGCGGCAAAGCCUCUUCUUCCCCAGGGUGAUCUUCCUCUCUCCAGACUGCCAGCUAGACGAGGAGCUGAGGAAGAGGAGGGAGCUGAUCUCUCACGGCCAGACGGACGACUUCCUCCGAUCUUUCAGGGAGGGCUACAUGGCCUGGAUAUCCGAUGCACUGACUCCAUCCUGGCUCUCCGGUCGUCUGUCGUACUCGCAGAUGGAGUCCGUGCGGGGGGUCCUGAGGAGGGUGGGCACGUGGGAUCGGGUGAGUCUGCACUGCGGCGAGCAGCUGAAGGGAGACUUCCAGGGCUGCCAGUACAUCGCUCUCGACCGACAGGAGACGGAAACACUGGAGUUCUCCAGAGUCGGGGCCCUGUCGGCUGACUCGCUGUGGGCCCUGCUGGGUCACACCCCUCAGGUGACCGUCAAAAUGUACAAGCGUGGAUCUCAGAGCUGGCUGGGUAAAUCCCUGAACGCCUCCAUCACCAUCCCCUCCAACACCGCUGUGAUCUUCAGAAUCAGCGGGGAGGAAGAAGAUGCCAAAAUCCCAGCAAACACCAUUCACAGCAUCUUCCUCAGCAACUGACAGCGUGUGUGUGUGUGUGUCAGUCAACGAAAUGGCAACCGAGGUGGCUCUGCGGGGAGAGGAAGCAUUCUUAAUUACAAUUAUUCAGAUGCAAAAAAAAAAAGGAAACUAAUUUAGCUCAAACAUACGUUUUCAGUGAGCAUUUAUUGAAAGAUCCCCGAUUCUGCAGUGGUAAUAUUAUGUUAAUACCAAAUGGUUUCAAUUAGGCUGAUUAACUUUCUCUUGUUUUGAAUUUCUAGGGCCGGCCCACACUUUACACCAGCCAUUAACUAAUCAUUACGCCAGCUGAUUGUGUCACAUCGCUUCCCGAGUGAAGUGUUUCACGUGUUAAUUGUGGCGGUUAAAAGCCGGUGGCCUCCACCUGUACGAUUACCCGCCUGCGUGGGUUGAAUGUGCAGUGAUUUACGGUCUGUUUAGAAAGUGCAGCUCUGAGGUGCUUUAUUAAUAUGCUCCGUCGCACAGGGAGACGAUAACAAAUUAAAGAGCGCACAGGCGCAGCCUCCCCGCUGCCAUUGACUGUCGGAGCCACUUUCCCUCAGCUACCAGGCGCGCGGGGCCGCGCUAACAGCUAGCAAUUGUAUUUUCUUUGCCUGGCAGCGGCCGAAACGAAGUUAUUUACAUGGAGAUAUCGGUGCCUUUAGCUAAUGCAAUAGAAGGAGCUCUCUUGUGUUGAUGGUAUCUCUCUGCAUGGCAUCUUUCUACCUGAAACAUCAUUACACUGUACUCAAGCCCCUCGCGUUUUUCAAAUGUCUGUUUACUGUUUUUACCUGAGGGAGAGACUGGACAAACGGCACCGUUGCGUUUGUAAGCGCACGUUUUCUACACCGGCUGUUUUCGGAUAUUGCUUGAAUGUUCCGAUGAAUUUAUUGCCUGCAAACAUAUUUGCAAAAUCUGAUUUCUAAUGAUGGUCCUCAGCUACUGUCUUCACCACUACACUUAUUUACAAUAUUGACAAUUUUAUAAAAUCUGGCAUAAGAGGCGUUGUGAGACAUUACAAUAUGUAAUUCUUUUUUUCAAUUUUUUUACUUAAAGCACUUUCAAGCCAACUUUUACAGUUACAACCAUACCCUUGAGUUGAUUCAUUAAAGCACGGUUGAUGUGGCAUCUACAAGUGAUUUUUAUGGUGUAUAAAUUGUAUUUGUACACGUGUGUGAAAUAAAAAAAAAUCUGAUGAUUUAA